GACUACUGUCUAUCUCGUGAUUACUUCUAGUUCUAGCUACCUCCAGACAUCGUACUCUCGCCAUCACAGGCGCCCUCUUCAGUACUAGCUCCAAAGCUUAUUAGCCAUGUCCAGGGUGCUGGAGCCUCUCGUCAUGGGCAAGGUGAUCGGCGAGGUCAUCGACAACUUCAACCCCACGGUGAAGAUGACGGUGACCUACAGCUCCAACAAGCAGGUGUUCAACGGGCAUGAGUUCUUCCCCUCGGGGGUCGUAUCCACGCCUCGCGUCGAGGUCCAGGGCGACGACAUGAGGUCCUCCUUCACACUGGUCAUGACUGACCCGGAUGUGCCAGGGCCUAGUGAUCCAUACCUGAGAGAGCAUCUCCACUGGAUCGUCACUGAUAUUCCUGGAACAACUGAUGCUUCUUUUGGAAGGGAGCUGGUGAUGUACGAGAGCCCCAAGCCCUACAUCGGCAUCCACAGGUUCGUCUUCGUGCUGUUCAAGCAGAAGAGCCGCCAGGGGGUGCGCGCCCCCUCCUCCAGGGACUACUUCAGCACCCGCCGCUUCGCCGCCGACAACGACCUCGGCCUCCCCGUAGCCGCCGUCUACUUCAACGCGCAGCGGGAGACCGCCGCGCGCCGCCGCUGAUCGAUCGAUAGAUCGUCCACGGCAAACGCGCACCACCACGCAACCCUACGUACUGAGAUACCAUCAUCCUCUUGCAUGCCUGGUGGCGCAUGCAGGGCUUAUCAAAUCAUCAAACUAGCUAUAAACCUAGCUACUCGCCUACUCCUACUACUAUUUAGCCUAUCUCUCUGGCCAUCAAAUAAUAUAGCUCGCCUCGCACCGAGACUGUUCAUCAGCUCUUCAGUAGUGUGAUGUACUUGCGGCACUAGUGUGAUCAGUACAGCUCAGCUAGCUCCUACACAUGGAGAGGUGAAAGGAUCGGGCAUCGUCCUUGUUGCCCGGGUCGCCGGGAGCUGUUUGAGAGCUGAAAGACCGCCGACAACGUGUCGAGUGUUAAGGGAGGAAAGUGCCGUGGCCACGGCUCUAGCUAUAGCCUCGGCUCUGAUGCUCUCCUCGGUUUACCUCCUGUUACGCGUGUGUGUGGGAUGCUAGCUAGCUAGCUGCAUGCAGCUCAACUUGCAGCAGUCAGUGUACUUGCUCCUGAUCCUUUAUCUUUUUGUCGCUUGCUUUAAUUAACCUGUAAUUAAGUUAUUUGCUUGUGAUCGUAUAUAUAUAUUUGCCUGUGACAAGACACAGUAUAUAUA
Molecule: messenger RNA, 1251 nt
Organism: Panicum hallii
Lineage: Eukaryota; Viridiplantae; Streptophyta; Magnoliopsida; Poales; Poaceae
Product: CEN-like protein 1
Exons: 4
Coding region: 107-628 (173 amino acids)
Source: RefSeq, a predicted model, not a curated record